Molecule: messenger RNA, 2967 nt
Organism: Phycomyces blakesleeanus NRRL 1555(-)
Lineage: Eukaryota; Fungi; Mucoromycota; Mucoromycetes; Mucorales; Phycomycetaceae
Exons: 15
Coding region: 1-1950 (649 amino acids)
Cellular component (GO): cytosol; nucleus
Molecular function (GO): protein phosphatase regulator activity; protein phosphatase binding
Source: RefSeq, a predicted model, not a curated record
AUGGCUCUAGCUAAAAAGCCCUAUGCCUCCGUCUCUAUGCUCCUCUUGGAAAACGUCAAUUCUGCAAGUCCUUACUUUAUCUCCUUGACCAUGUUUUGGCGCUUUGGCUUUCACAAUCCGUCUGUGAUAGAUACAUUGCUAGAUCGCGGAGACGUUAAACUUGAUGAAGUUCUGGAAGAAGAAGACCUUUUACAAGAAGCAAAGUCUCAUAACCAAAAACUAGUCGACUUUCUUGUAAAACCGGAUAACUUAUGUUUGCUUAUACAUUAUAUUACCGCUCCUGACCUUGAGGGCAAUAAACGUCUAAAGUACCCGUUUCUUGCUAGUGAAAUUAUGGCCUGUGAGAUUCCACAAAUUCUAGAUGCCGUUGUAUUGGAGCACAGGCCGCUUCUGGAAUCCCUUUGGGCAUAUCUUGAUCGACCUGCAGCCCCCAGGCGUCGAUUUGGUGCUUCAGAUGAAACCGAGGUCGGGCUAGAUUCUAUGCAGGCAUCUUAUUUUUGCAAAGUCAUUAGUAUCCUGAUGGCCAAGCAGACGGCAGAGAUGCUCAAAUUUAUUACCGCAAAACCUGAGAAUAUCAAAAAACUCUUGGCUCAUCUCCAGACUUCUUCGAUUAUGGAUCUGCUUUUGACAUUGAUACGUAUGGAGGAAUUAGAAGAGGGCAAAGGAAUCAUUCAGUGGUUGAACGACUAUGGGCUUUUGGAGGAUUUGAUUGAUAGGCUUGAUCCAUACCUGGAUGAUGAUGAACAUUCUAUAGCACAGCAGUGUAUUUGUGAAAUCAUUCGGAUGUCUCAGACAAGUGUACAAGAUUCUCCAAGUAUAGGUGUUAAUGAUAUUAUUAUCAAGUUAAAGAGCCAGCCCGUGAUGAAGAAACUGACGAUGUUUAUGUUGAAUACCGAGGCGCCCAAUUCAACAUCUGCACUUAUCAAUGGUAUUACUAUUAUCAUUGAUCUCAUUAGACACAACAACAGUGAUGUUGAAAACGAUUCCUCACUCAACGGGAAUUACGGUUGUCAGACAAGCCAGAUUAUGCGUGAUAUGCCUGUAUCAUUAGCAGACAUGCUCAAGGUCUUGUCAGAUCAUGUUGGAGACUUUAACCAGCUUCUCCUGGAUCCGAAAUCAAUCAAAAAAUCAGUAUCGAAUGCGAUGGGAGAACAGGCAUCACUUGGGUUCGAACGAUUACGGAUAUGUGAAUUAUUUGCUGAGCUUCUUCAUUGCUCAAAUAUGUCCAACCUCAAUACUACGGCCUUGAAUGAAUCUUUGACGCCAGAAUCACCAAAUCCUGAUCAGACUCAAAAAUCAGAUGAAAAUGUUUGUAUUACAAAAGAUGAUAAACCUAAACCUGCCCAUGACAACGACGAUGAUCUGUUUUCAAUUGGAGACUAUCUCAAGCAAAAAUAUGUCGAGCACAAAGUGAUGCCGAUCUGUGUUGAUCUAUUUUUUAGUUUUCCAUGGAACAAUGUAUUACAUUAUGUAGUGUAUGAUAUGUUACAUCAAGUAUUCAAUGGGCGAGUAGACAAGGGAUUGAAUCGUAGUCUGAUAAUUUCGAUACUUAAAGAUGGCCAGUUGACAGACUGGAUUAUCAAAGCACAGAAAUUGAAUGACAUUGAAAGCGCGAAACGAAAGGGUACUCGGUUGGGAUACAUGGGCCAUUUGACAUUUAUUUCGGACGAAAUCGUAAAAGUAUUCGAAGGUUAUCCAGAAUCUAUUCUUAAUACAGUAAAAGACGACAUUGAUCUUGAUGCCUGGAAUAAAUACUGUAGCGGCGAACUUAGAGAUACAAAAGAAAGAGAUAGACUUCCACUAGGAGGAGCACGUCCAAAUGAUGAUCCUGAUCACAUUAGCGAUGAUGAUGAGGAAGGAGAUGAAGAAGACGAUAGUAGAGGUGUGCCGAGUCAAGUAAGUUUUAAAGAGAAAGAGAGAGAGAAUCAAGUAUGGGUAGUAUAUAUAUAGAUAUAUAUAUAUUAUAUAUGAUAUUUAAAAAGAAAGGCACACAUAUACACAAUUCCAACAAUCACAGUUUUCUCGAUAUCUUGUACAUCAUGUCAGCCAAGAGAAAUUAACUGAAGAGUAUGCAGAAGAAGGGACUGACCGUUGGAUCAAUACAAGAGACUCCAAUGAUAAUAAAAUUGAUGAAGAAGAGCCAGAAUCAAAUAAGAUAAUCACAGACUGGACUAGAGGGUUUCAGCAAUUCCCUCACACCAAUACACUCCAUCGUACACAGAGCCAUCAUCCGGGCGAUAAUUACGAGGAUGAGGAUGAGGAUGUUGACGAUGACGAAUACGAUCAUUUGGCAGAUACUACCGAACGUCAACGACGUGCAAAUAUUAGAAGAGGCAUUACUGUACUAGCAACAGCAGAAGUUAAAAAGCAGCAGCAGCAGCAGAAAGAACAGCAGCUAAAACUACAGCAACAGAAAGAAGCAGAACAACAAGAUAAUGAAGAUUUUGGGGAUUUUGUGAGCGGUAGUGAGGUUGAUUUAAACAAAACAAUGGUAUCAGGCCUCAAGGACAUUGAUUUGUCUCAAGUUGUGCAGUCACCACUACCGCCACCACUGCCUACUUGGAAUGACCAGCAUUAUGUACGGGCUGUCAAGACAAAAGAAGAGGAGCGUGGCAAGAUAAAGGACUUUUGUCUUGAUGAUGAAGAGCAAGAGGGUGAAAUCUAAACAGCUACAAAAGAAAAGAAAGAAAAGUACCUUAAUAAUGAAAAACAGAAAGAAAAAAAAGACAGGAAAUAUUUCUUCAUCUUUAUCAUCAUCUUCUUUACCUUCUUUACCUUCUUUACCUUCUUUAACUUCUUUUUCUUGCAAGUAGACCCUCUCCCCCUUCCCCUUCCCCCCUUUUUUUUUGGCUUGUAAUUCUUCUAUUCAUACACAUAAAUCAAAGAGAUAACCAACACAUCUUCUCUCUUUCUACCUUUGAUUAAUUAUUACUCUUUAAUAAAUAAAUAAAAUCAAAUUUAAUGAUU